Molecule: messenger RNA, 5431 nt
Organism: Cebus imitator (Panamanian white-faced capuchin)
Lineage: Eukaryota; Metazoa; Chordata; Mammalia; Primates; Cebidae
Gene: ANO1
Product: anoctamin 1
Exons: 28
Coding region: 406-3885 (1159 amino acids)
Biological process (GO): chloride transmembrane transport
Cellular component (GO): plasma membrane
Molecular function (GO): chloride channel activity; protein dimerization activity
Source: RefSeq, a predicted model, not a curated record
GCGCCCCGCGCAGCGGGAGGCCGGGGGCGGGCCGGGACCCGGGGACCAGCGGCUGCUCCUCUGCCGCCAUCGUCCCGCGCCGCUCGCUGGGCGUCGGAGGAGCGCGGGGCGGGGCGAGGACGGUGUCCGCAGGUAACCCGCGGGGGGCGGGGAGGUCUGCCCGGGACCCCCAGACCAAAACGCCGAGUGGGAGGAGCGGCGCGGCUGUGCGCUAGGGCAGCCAAGUUUGCCUCCAGCACGCGCGCUCCGCGUCCUGCCUCUGGGGAGGAGAGGGGACUGUCCCCUCCCGAGCGGGGCUCGGACCUUGGCCCCCAGAGCCGCCGCAGACCUCCAGGGGGGACUUCGUCGCUCCCUCUUCUGGACUCACUGGGUCCCGGUGCAUCCAAGCCGCUCAGCGAACGCGCCAUGCAGGAGGGCGACAUCAGCCUGGAGGGGCUGCCCCCCAGGGAAGCUCCCACAGCCGAGGCCGCCGGGGCCGUGGAUGGGGAGGGCGCGCCGCCCGGCGGUCCCCGAGCACAGGCGGCCACGAUGAGGGUCAACGAGAAGUACUCGACGCUCCCGGCCGAGGACCGCAGCGUCCACAUCAUCAACAUCUGCGCCAUCGAGGACAUCGGCUACCUGCCGUCCGAGGGCACGCUGCUGAACUCCCUGUCUGUGGACCCUGACGCCAAGUGCAGGUAUGGCCUGUACUUCCGUGACGGCCGGCGCAAGGUGGACUACAUCCUGGUGUACCAUCACAAGAGGCCCUCGGGCAGCCGGACCCUGGCCAGGAGGGUGCAGCACAGCGACACCCCCUUUGGGGCUCGCAGCCUCAAGCAGGACCACCCCCUGCCGGGCAAGGGGGCACCGCUGGACGCGGGCGCGGCCGAGCCCCCCAUGGACUACCACGAGGACGACAAGCGUCUCCGCAGGGAGGAGUACGAGGGCAACCUCCUGGAGGCCGGCCUGGAGCUGGAGCGGGACGAGGACACUAAAAUCCAUGGAGUUGGGUUUGUGAAGAUCCACGCCCCCUGGAAUGUGCUGUGCAGAGAGGCGGAGUUUCUGAAACUGAAGAUGCCGACGAAGAAGAUGUACCACAUUAAUGAGACCCGUGGCCUCCUGAAAAAAAUCAACUCUGUGCUCCAGAAAAUCACAGACCCCAUCCAGCCCAAAGUGGCUGACCACAGACCCCAGACCAUGAAGAGACUCUCUUAUCCUUUCUCCCGAGAGAAGCAGCAUCUAUUUGACCUGUCUGAUAAGGAUUCCUUUUUCGACAGCAAAACCCGGAGCACGAUUGUCUACGAGAUCUUGAAGAGGACGACGUGUACCAAAGCCAAGUACAGCAUGGGGCAAGGCGAGGGAAGAAAGAAGGACUCCGCCCUUCUAAGUAAAAGGCGGAAAUGUGGGAAGUAUGGCAUCACGAGCCUGCUGGCCAAUGGUGUGUACGCGGCCGCAUACCCACUGCACGAUGGAGACUAUGAGGGCGAAAACGUCGAGUUCAACGACAGAAAACUCCUGUAUGAAGAGUGGGCGCGUUAUGGGGUCUUCUAUAAGUACCAGCCCAUCGACCUGGUCAGGAAGUACUUUGGGGAGAAGAUCAGCCUGUACUUCGCCUGGCUGGGCGUGUACACCCAGAUGCUCAUCCCUGCCUCCGUCGUGGGAAUCAUCGUCUUCCUGUACGGAUGCGCCACCAUGGAUGAAAACAUCCCCAGCAUGGAGAUGUGUGACCAGAGAUACAACAUCACCAUGUGUCCGCUUUGCGACAAGACCUGCAGCUACUGGAAGAUGAGCUCAGCCUGCGCCACGGCCCGGGCCAGCCACCUCUUCGACAACCCCGCCACCGUCUUCUUCUCCGUCUUCAUGGCCCUCUGGGCUGCCACCUUCAUGGAGCACUGGAAGCGGAAGCAGAUGAGGCUGAACUACCGCUGGGACCUCACGGGCUUCGAGGAGGAAGAGGAGGCUGUCAAGGAUCAUCCCAGAGCUGAAUACGAAGCCAGAGUCUUGGAGAAGUCCCUGAAGAAAGAGUCCAAAAACAAAGAGAAGCGCCGGCAUAUCCCAGAGGACUCAACAAACAAAUGGAAGCAGAGGGUUAAGACAGCCAUGGCGGGGGUGAAAUUGGUACUUUUCUAUGUUGCGGGCAAUGCGAGUCUUGACUGUUUGCAGACAAUCAAAGGCGAUCGUGUUUUUCCUCAACAAACUGUUGUAUUUUUUUUUAACAUUCACAUCAUGUCUCUCUGCCUUCCUUCGGCACCCAGUGAGCCCGGCGAUGGGGCCUCCACACCCCUGGGCAGGGCAGGGCAGGGCGAGGGAGCCCAGACAGACAGCGGUGUGUGGAACAAGCUUGUCAUUGUAGCCAGCUCCCACCAGUUUCUCAGGCAACCGCCAGCCCAUGUUUUAUGUGACAUUCUGGUCCCACGAAGAGCAGGAGGGGUGGGGGACAGCUGGGCUGAGGGAGCAGGUGGGGCAGGUCCAGGAGGGUCCUGGGUGGGUCCCCAACCAAGAGCACCCCUUCCCCCACUGCAGAUUGCGGUAACGUUUGCCAUAGUCCUUGGCGUCAUCAUCUACAGAAUCUCCAUGGCCGCCGCCUUGGCCAUGAACUCCUCCCCCUCCGUGCGGUCCAACAUCCGGGUCACAGUCACGGCCACCGCGGUCAUCAUCAACCUAGUGGUCAUCAUCCUUCUGGACGAGGUGUAUGGCUGCAUAGCCCGGUGGCUCACCAAGAUCGAGGUUCCAAAGACGGAGAAGAGCUUUGAGGAGAGGCUGAUCUUCAAGGCCUUCCUGCUGAAGUUUGUGAACUCUUACACCCCCAUCUUCUACGUGGCUUUCUUCAAAGGCCGGUUUGUUGGACGCCCGGGAGACUACGUGUACAUUUUCCAUUACUUCCGAAUGGAAGAGUGCGCGCCAGGGGGCUGCCUGAUGGAGCUCUGCAUCCAGCUCAGCAUCAUCAUGCUGGGGAAGCAGCUGAUCCAGAACAACCUGUUUGAGAUCGGAAUCCCGAAGAUGAAGAAGUUCAUCCGCUACCUGAAGUUGAAGCGGCAGAGCCCCACCCACCACGAGGAGAGCGUGAAGAGGAGGCAGCGGUACGAGGUGGACUACAACCUGGAGCCCUUCGCCGGCCUCACCCCAGAGUACAUGGAAAUGAUCAUCCAGUUUGGCUUUGUCACCCUGUUUGUCGCCUCCUUCCCCCUGGCCCCGCUGUUUGCACUGCUGAACAACAUCAUUGAGAUCCGCCUGGACGCCAAAAAGUUUGUCACCGAGCUCCGAAGGCCGGUGGUAGUCAGAGCCAAAGACAUCGGAAUCUGGUACAAUAUCCUCAGAGGCAUUGGGAAGCUUGCUGUCAUUAUCAAUGCCUUCGUGAUCUCCUUCACGUCCGACUUCAUCCCACGCCUGGUGUACCUGUACAUGUACAGUAAGGACGGGACCAUGCACGGCUUCGUCAACCACACCCUCUCCUCCUUCAAUGUCAGCGACUUCCAGAACGGCACAGCCCCCAACGACCCCCUGGACCUGGGCUACGAGGUGCAGAUCUGCAGGUACAAAGACUACCGAGAACCCCCUUGGUCGGAAAACAAGUAUGACAUCUCCAAGGACUUCUGGGCCGUCCUGGCCGCCCGGCUGGCGUUUGUCAUCGUGUUCCAGAACCUGGUCAUGUUCAUGAGUGACUUCGUGGACUGGGUCAUCCCGGACAUCCCCAAGGACAUCAGCCAGCAGAUCCACAAGGAGAAGGUGCUCAUGGUGGAGCUGUUCAUGCGGGAGGAGCAGGACAAGCAGCAGCUGCUGGACACGUGGAUGGAGAAGGAGCGGCAGAAGGACGAGGUGCCGUGCAACCACCACGACCCCAAAGCCUGCCCCGACAGCCUCGGCAGCCCAGCCCCCAGCCAGGCCUACCACGGGGGCGUCCUGUAGCUCACCAGCGGGGCUGGGCAGGCCAGCCGGGCAUCCUGACCGACAGGCACCCUCUCCCAGGGCAGGCGGCUUCUGGCUCCCACCAGGGCCCGGAGGCUCCUGGGUUUUCUGCAAACAUGGGGGACCACUUUCUAAUAGGACAUUUGCCUUUCUUCUUUCUGUUUUCUUUCCCUUAUUUUUGCACAAAGCCAUUAGGCCAGGAAUUUUUUUCAAUCUGUAGUUUUCAAGGUGAAUCAAAAUGAUGGCUGGUAAUAAAGCAAUAAAGUAGCAAAGGCAGGUGCUUUGCAGAAAGAAUGCUUGGAAACUCGAGUCUCCCUGGCGGCGAACAGUGAGCAGAGGCCCCUAGAAACCCUCCUUUCAAUCCUCCUAACCCCUUAAGAUAGAUGCGAAAUGGUAAGCCAAGGCAUCGGGCAAAAGCUGGUGCGAGGCUUCAGGGAAAAUGGAAAAAGCAAGAAAGAAUAAUGAUGGAUUCUGGUUCCAAAAGGUGUCACCUGCCUGUUUCAGAAAAGCUAGACUUUAAAUCACCUUUUCCUUCCUCAGUUCAGCGGCUGAGGCACUCUGGGCAGAGCGAGAAGUGCCCCAGCGCUGACCGCACGGGGCGGGGAGCAUCCCAGCUAUUCCUGGAAAGCUGGAAGUGGGCACAGGUGUCCUUGACUGGGCAGGAACCAGCACCCUUGGCGUCCCCGGCAGGCCUCGCUGUCAGCCACACACCUGCCGCGUGGCACCAAGCUGACCUCAGAGCUGUUCAUCUUCCUUACGCAACAAAACUGACCAGAAAAUGGGCAGGGAGAGAUGACCCCGGAAGCAUUUCCACAGAUGGCGUCAGGGUUUUGAGAAGUCUUACGACUUCCCGGGAUCCCCUGGAAGCUUUAGAAUAUUCAUGGUUUGGUUUGGUUUGGUUUGGUUUGGUUUUCAAAAAUCAAUUAUGUGGUAGAUUAAGGAUAUUUUUUCUGUAGCUCAAAGGUGGAGGGAGUUUAUUAAUUAACCAAAUACCAUUGAGAGAAAUUUAAAAUACUGUUACUACCAAAGAUUUUUAUUAAUAAAGGCUUCUAUUUUGGUAACACUUCUCUAUAUUUUUACUCACAGGAAUGUUGCUGUUGACAAUUAUUUUAAAAGUGUAUAAAACUGAGUCUCAUAAAUUACCUGAGUGAUCUAAAUCUGCAGCAACGAUACUAAACAACUCUGAAAUUUCUCAAGCACCAAGAGAAACAUCAUUUUAGCAAAGGCAAGGAGGCAAAACAUAAACAUAUUUGUCUUGAACACCUCAUUGAUGUGAUGUUGACGCUCCCGCUAAUCUGCCAACUGUGAUCAAAGUUUGUGGGUGUUGUAGAUUUCCAUUAUUUGCUAAAAUCAUGCAAUCUGAUGCUUCUCUUUUCUCUUGUACAGUAAGUAGUUUGAAAUGGGUUUUGUAUAUAAAUAUUGUGUUAAAAAAGUAGGCGAUUACCAAAAAUCCUUUUAUGGAAACCGUUUUUUUAAAAGUGAAUGUACACAAACCCACAGAAGACUGUGGCUGGACAUUCAUCUAAAUAAAUUUGAGUAUAUGACA